Molecule: messenger RNA, 2799 nt
Organism: Culicoides brevitarsis
Lineage: Eukaryota; Metazoa; Arthropoda; Insecta; Diptera; Ceratopogonidae
Gene: Eaat1
Product: excitatory amino acid transporter 3
Exons: 11
Coding region: 403-1860 (485 amino acids)
Biological process (GO): L-glutamate transmembrane transport
Cellular component (GO): plasma membrane
Molecular function (GO): L-glutamate transmembrane transporter activity; glutamate:sodium symporter activity; neutral L-amino acid transmembrane transporter activity
Source: RefSeq, a predicted model, not a curated record
UUUUCGAAAAAAAAAAUUCCAACCGUGGACGGGUAAAAUACUAGGGUGUAUUGUAUUGUGUGUGUGUGCGACAAAAAAAAAUCCGAAGCAGCAACUUGAGGAGUACUUGUUGCAAAAAAUAAAAAUUCAUAUUUGCCUAUUCUAGGUUUUUACACUUCAAAAUAUACGUGUGUGCGAAAAUCAAGACGGAGUAUUAUGCGAAUAUAAUAGUCUGUAAAACGAAGUAACAUUACACAAACACACAAUACGCUUUCGUGCAUUCAUUCAAAGCAAACGAAGUAGUGUAUGUUGAAUGAUAUACAAAAGGGGUUCCACAAUCAAUCUCGUGGUAAAAAUGUUUUAGUCUAGAACGGAAGGUAAUCGUGGAAACAUCAUUUUCAUCAUUUAUCGUGUCCACAUAAUAUGUCGACAUCGUAUGGAACUUGUAACAGUUCCAGACCAACAUCCCGAUGGAAAAAAUUUCUUAACACAAACCUCCUCACUAUCUUCACUAUAGUCGGCGUAUUUGGUGGUACUGGUCUUGGGUUAGCACUAAAAAGCAGGGAGCAACCAUGGACAGAACGCGAAGUUAUGUACAUACAGUAUCCCGGCGACUUAUUCUUACGCAUGCUAAAGUGCUUAAUUGUUCCAUUACUAGUAUCGAGUAUCACCAGUGCUAUUGGUGCCCUAGAUUUAAGCAUGUCGAAAAAAAUUGCAUUUAGAUCAAUUGUUUAUUAUUUCACAACUACUAUCUGUGCCGUCAUUCUCGGCAUUAUUCUCGUGUGUACAGUGAGACCCGGACAAGGUGGGUUAGCUAAUGAUACUACAAAGGAUAAACCACCGCCAAGACAAGUACUCACGGCAGAUACUUUGCUCGAUCUUAUUCGAAACUUGUUUCCACCAAAUAUCAUUCAAGCGACUAUUUUCCAAUUCCGAACCGUUCUACAACCGCCUGCUGAUGGAAGAAAUGUUUCACUCCAAGACUACAAAAUUACGUCUGAAUUCACGCAAGGAACAAACGUUCUUGGCUUGGUAAUGUUCAGUAUUGUUCUUGGUGCGACAAUUGGUAAACUUGGAGAACGUGGAAAGCCGCUACAGGAUGUUUUUGAAACUUUAUCGGAAGCUAUGAUGAUCAUCACGUCCUGGGUAAUUUGGAUUUCUCCAGUUGGUGUCUUUUUUCUCGUAACUGCCAAACUUUUAGAAAUCGGAUCGUUUAGUGAAGUCGUUGGACAGCUAGGAUGGUAUUUCGUUACUGUCAUGCUGGGUCUCUUUUUGCAUGGAUUCGGAACGAUUUCUGUGUUGUUUUUCCUUGUAACUCGAAAGCAACCUUUUGGUUUCAUCGCAAAAAUGGGCCAAGUAUUGGCGACGGCUUUCGGAACAGGAUCGAGCUCCGCAACUAUGCCAAUCACCAUUGGUUGUUUAGAUAAAAUGGGAAUUGAUCCACGAGUCACUCGGUUCGUCAUUCCUGUCGGUGCCACAAUCAAUAUGGACGGAACAGCAUUAUACGAAGCGGUAGCUGCUUUAUUUAUUGCGCAACUAAGAAAUAUUUCCCUCACUUUUGGACAUAUUGUAGCAGUUAGUGUGACAGCCACUGCUGCCAGUAUAGGAGCUGCUGGAAUCCCGCAAGCUGGCCUCGUCACGAUGGUCAUGGUACUCGAUACCGUUGGAUUGCCAGCUGAGGAUGUCACAAUUAUCAUUGCUGUAGAUUGGCUUCUUGAUCGAUUCCGGACAACAAUUAACGUCAUGUGCGAUGCGUUAGGCACCAUUUUGGUCAAUCACUUAAGCAAAAACGAUCUUGUUCACGAUACACACUUGCAACAAGAUGCCAACGAGCCCCACGAACUGGUAGAAUUGCGACACGAAUCUACAGAUAAGGAAUAAAUCCCGUCUUGUGGAAAAUCAUCAUGAAAUUUAUUAUCAAUCAGACACAUAAUCAAACGUAAAUGUGGAAAAAUUCGACCAAUAUUUUAAUAAUAAUAUAACUACUUUAAAAAAUUAAAAAAAAAAACAAUGUUGCGAUAUAAAGAAAAGUUUAUUCUCUAAUCUUGUUGUUAAUCGUUAUUUCCCUCUUCCAUUCUUUCCAACAUUACGAUAGAAUAUAAUCACAUUAAAAUAAUGUUACUAAGUGGAAAAUGAAAACAAUAAAUGAAGAUAAUAAUUAAUGUAUAAGAAAAAAAAACACUUGACCAGAAGCCAAAUAUUAUAUUAUUAAUGUAUAUUUUAUUUAAUAAACACCGAUAAUUACAAACAAAAUAUAAUUAUAAAAGACAGCAAAAGGACGUUUAUUUAUCAUGUACCAUGCGCAUCCACAUUGGUAUUACCUAUUUUAUGACUGAAAAUUUUUUUAGUAUUUCAAAACAUAAUUUAUAAUAUUUAAUAAAAAAAAAUAUUAUUAAUAAAUUCAAUAAAAUAAUAAUGAAUAUCAACAACAACAAAACAAGUAUUUCUACGUAAAAUUAUGAAUGAAUGCCAAUAAAAUAUUUUAUCUUUAAAAAACAUAUCGUUAAAAUACGUAUUGAUAUUUAUUAAUAUAUUAAUUGUUAUUGAAUAAAAUAAAAAAAUCAUUUUUGGACAAACCGAUAUUCAUUAAAACUGGGGAUAAACUAUAACGAUGUUAUUUUAAAAAAAAAUAUAUGUAUAAUUAUUAGUUGUAGUUGUAGGUGUUAAUUGUCAUCCGUAUACUAGUUGUAAGAAAUAUUAAUACAAUAUUAAGUUCAAAUUGAAAUAUAUAGCAUACAUAUAUAAAAAAAGAGAGAGAAAAAUAGCCACAAAAUAUGUUUUCUGAACUUCAAUAAGUUAAGACAAUUAACAAUUAUAUUC